Molecule: messenger RNA, 2453 nt
Organism: Ilyonectria robusta
Lineage: Eukaryota; Fungi; Ascomycota; Sordariomycetes; Hypocreales; Nectriaceae
Exons: 5
Coding region: 44-2146 (700 amino acids)
Biological process (GO): cell division
Molecular function (GO): protein binding
Source: RefSeq, a predicted model, not a curated record
GUCCAUGUUGACAUGAUCCUCAGUACGGCGUGUCGAGAACAGGAUGGAGGCGCAACUACAACUCGUGCACUACUACCUUGACAACGAAUUGAAUGAAAACGCUCUCUUCGCUACCGAGCGACUGCACGUUUUAGACCCAGCCGAGCCCGCCUGGACACAUCUCCGGUCCCUCGCUUGCCUGCGACUCGGUCAGUAUGCCUUAGCAUCAGAAUACAGCCGCAAUGAGGCUCUCAAAGGAGAGCACCUCGGCUGCUGCUACGUGUUUUCGCAGGCAUGUCUACAGCAGAAGAAUUAUCCAGAAGGGAUCAAGGCCUUGAAACAGGUUCGACCGCUAUGGGCUACCCGAGAGCAAUUUGGUGAGCGGUCACCAUCCGAUCGAUUUAUACCAGACUCUUCUUCCGUCAACCGUCUACUCGGCAAGUUGUACAGGGCGAGCGGAGAUGCAAAGACGGCAGCCACGCAUUUUGAAGCGGCGUUGGAGGCAAAUGCAUUUCUCUGGGAUGCUUUCACCGACCUCUGUGAUCUCUGUGCCAGUGAAACCCCGCUCCAGGUAGCGAACAUCUUUCAACUACGAAAUAUUCCAUCGGACAUCAAGCCGACCCAAGUAGCUUCGGCAAAGUCGAUCCCAGAAGGGCAGGACGUUCGCAAUCUGAUGGUCAAGCGCACUGCGACUCGUCGCAAGUCCCCUCUGGCUACACAAGUCCCCCAAUCGAGCGCUCAAGAAGUCAGCCCACCAGUUGAGGACGAGGUCAAAGCAGCACGAUUAGUCGAACCGCCAACCACUCGUUCAAGAUCAGCCCGGAAUGAGAAUGAGAUGGUUGAUGUCACAUCGUCCAGCUCAAAAUUGCCCGAUGCACCUCAGCGGAGGAGUGCUCGAUUACUGAAGCAAGAUCCGCCAGUAUCAACCUUGACGCAUCGUCCAGCUCCCAGUUCCAAAACUGUCGGAACGGCUUCUAAACGCAUCGCUAAACCACGAAUCCCAGUUCGCCCAACCAAACAGAAAUCAUCUGUCAAUCGACCAUCAGAUGAUGCCAAGCCCUCUGUUUCCAUUCCCCUCCAAGAUGCAAAGAUACCAGAGCUCGUGUCUUCCGAACCCACCAAGACUGAACCACACCAUGCUUCCGCCACCACACCCUCAGGCCGUGCGAAACUUCAGCUUCUCAUUGACUUAUUUUCCAAGUUAGGAAGUGGAUAUUACCACCUCAAUCGGUUCCAACCAAAGGAAUGCCUCGAAGCAUUUUCCACUCUCCCAGGAGACCAGCAAGCUACUCCAUGGGUUCUCUCAAAGACUGCCAGAGCCCAGUACGAGCUCAUGUCCUACAAGGACUCGAGGUCAACAUUUCGAAUACUUCGGAAAAUCGCGCCGGCGUGGAUAGAAGACUUUGAGGUGUAUUCGACUGUCUUAUGGCACCUCAAGGAAGAUGUGGCACUCGCAUUCCUGGCACAUGAGCUCUCAGAUAGUCACUUCUUAUCACCACAAACAUGGUGCGCCAUCGGCAAUUCGUUAUCCUUACAAAAGUUACGAAACGAGGCCAUAAAAGCCUUCCGGCGUGCUUGUCAAUUACAUCCCCCACUUGCCCAGGCAUUCUCUCUACUCGGGUACGAGUACAUAGAUACGGAGCAGUAUGCCGAAGCCACGACCGCUUUUCGUCAGGCGCUCCAGGUUGACGCUCGUCACUAUUUGGCCUGGGUUGGCCUGGGCUGCGUGCAAGAGAAGCUUGGGCAGGGUGAGAAAGCGAUCAAAUUCUACGCUGCGGCACGACAGAUCAACCCAAACAAUGCAGUGAUUUUUACCUAUCUUGCAAGGGUGCUUGAAAGGGCUGGUAAACAUCAAUUGGCCCUUGGCUACUUACGCCGUGGCCUUAGUCUUGACCCGCCAGAAACUACCAGUAGCUUGAUCAGGAUGCAAACGGCCAGUAUCCAGUUACGUCUCGGUCAGCCGGCGGAAGCACUGCAAGCCUUGCAUUUAGUCGAACAAUUUGUCUCCGACGAGCCUCGUGUCCAUUUCUUUCUUGGAGAGGCAUAUGCGAUCUCGGGAAAAGAAAAGAGACAUCUCGCAUUGAAACAUUAUACUAUCGCGCUCAGUCUUGCUCCCUGGAGCGAAGACAUACAGUCGGCCAUCUUGGCCCUCAACGACGACGUGUAGCGAAUGGGUGAAAACGGUUGGAUUGGCAUGAUCUGGCAAAGUGACGGGCAUCUUGGGGUGAUUAGAGCAGAUAUAGAACAGAACAGACAGGGCUCAUCAUGCCAGUUGCGCAGCUAUUUCCCCGCUCUCUUCUAAGGGUACAAGACUUGGUAAUAGUGUUGGAUGUCUACAGAGUUGGCGGCGAUCAAUCCAUCUCACCGCUUCUCUCUUACAGAUUAGGCUCGUUGCACGAAGUUGGGUUCCAACCAACCAGUGUUUCUUUAACCAUAGGUCGUGGCAUGAGUCAAAAGUCGUCUGACUUUUUGCG